Molecule: messenger RNA, 627 nt
Organism: Penicillium paradoxum
Lineage: Eukaryota; Fungi; Ascomycota; Eurotiomycetes; Eurotiales; Aspergillaceae
Exons: 1
Coding region: 1-627 (208 amino acids)
Source: RefSeq, a predicted model, not a curated record
AUGGACUUUUUACACCUACCGUUGAACCCCCUCCUCCCUCUCCCACGCAUUGAGAUCCCCGACCCAACAGAAUACAAAUAUGAUGGAGACAAAUUUUUACAGUAUCCGGAUAGUCAGGGCUGGGGUACACGCCGGCGUGAAGAAUGGAUCAAGUUAUUCGAUAAUCCUCCUCGGUCUUUCGUGGUCUUCCUGGAGCGCUGGUUUCUGUUUGGCAUGCUACAUGGACUCUUUGGCAGCGAAGCCAGGAUUGAAAAAUUUAUUCGUCAUGACGGAGAGUCAUCAGUCCCAGUCCUGACCAUGGAGCAUCUCCCCGGCCUGUUCGAUAGCCUAAAUAAAGAGAGUGGGCCGUUGAGAUUAGUGGAAGCUUUCUCAAACGCUCCGUUGCUGCAUCUGCAACUCAGUUUGCGGGUAAAGAAUGCCAGCGAUGCCAAUGAUCCAGACCUACGAUAUACGAAGAUUUCAUUAAUCGACGGCCUUACCAACUUGAAUAUUCAGGAUCCCCGGUCACCAAUGAUAGUCCUGGUCACUACUAUCCUUUUCGAAAUGAUGUUCAAUUGGCUUCAUUAUCAAGGAUCGCAGCCCGUCGAAGACAAAGGCGGCUCCGCUCACCUUUUUUACCACCCGUGA